AUGACGUUUCAUAACAAGGAGCGGGGUUUACUCAUAACAUUGGCAUAAAAACAGAGGACAGCGUGUUAAAAUGUGAUAUUAUUUCAUAUGGUUUUAUUUAUAACUAUUAAUAUUUAGGAGAAGGCUACCUUAGGGUGAUGAUAUUUUGAAAGUCGCAAGCCUUAACAUUUUUUCCUAGCAUGGCGAGGGACAGUAUACAGUUAUAUAUGGCUUUUCAGGGAAUUAAAAAAAAGCGACUUCGUGUUUUUCUCAAAGUAUAAUUGAAUUUACGUUUCUUGAGGUCACCGUUAAUCCUCUGUCAUACUACAUUAUUAUGCAGCUGCUGUCUGACAAUGUUUAAUAUCCACAGUGUGUUAGUCUAUUUUCUGGUGGCAUCCUCAAACGUGAAGCCUGUGAUACUGGAGUUUUGUCAAAGUGCUGACCGUGGCUGCCACACUUAUCAUGACUCAGCAUCCUCACACACUCCCACCACCCUGCAGCUGACCCUAACAAACUACAGCCAUGCCCUGGACCACUUCAGUGUCUCUUGUAUGAAGCUCCUAGAGGCUUUUCCAGUCGAUCAGGUUGAUGGCAACUUUGUUCGCGCUGUGAGGAACUGCGUUUUUUCCAAAUCCAUUCCAACUCCACUGAAAGGCCCGCUGAGACUUGCAGCAGUCUCUAAGGAUGUCAUUGAAGGGAUCUUAGAUUUGGACGCUGCUGUGACCCAGUCGGAGGAUUUCCUGCUUUAUGUCAGUGGUGCUAGACUCAUGCCAGGAUCUGUCCCCCUUGCACACAGAUAUGGGGGUCAUCAGUUUGGCUACUGGGCAGGUCAGCUGGGAGACGGCCGAGCGCAUUUUCUUGGCCAGUAUACGAACAGGAAGGGGGAAAUAUGGGAUCUUCAGCUUAAAGGUUCUGGGAAAACUCCAUACUCGAGGUCGGGAGACGGCCGAGCUGUGAUCCGAUCCUCGGUCAGGGAGUUCCUGUGCAGCGAGGCCAUGCAUUCCCUGGGCGUUCCCACCAGCAGGGCUGCAAGUCUUGUUGUAAGCAAGGAACCAGUUUUGAGGGACCAAUUCUACAAUGGCAAUGUGAAGACAGAGAGAGGAGCUGUUGUUCUCCGGCUCGCUAAGUCAUGGUUUCGGAUUGGAUCGUUGGAGAUUUUGUCUCGAACUGGAGAGAUAGAUCUUCUGAGAAAAUUGUUGAACUUUGUGAUUGAGGAGCAUUUCCCUUCCAUCAGUUCAGAUGACCCAGAUAAAUACUUGGUGUUGUAUGCCACGAUUGUAAAUGAAACCGCUCAUCUGAUUGCCAGCUGGAUGUCAGUUGGGUUUGCACACGGCGUGUGCAACACAGACAACUUCAGCCUCCUGUCCAUCACCAUUGACUAUGGCCCGUUUGGCUUCAUGGAGUCAUAUGAUCCCAAUUUUGUCCCCAACACAUCUGAUGAUGAGGGGAGGUACAGCAUAGGAGCCCAGGCCAACGUCGGGCUGUUCAACCUGGAGAAACUGCUGGAGGCUCUUAGUCCCGUUUUUACCCCAAAACAACAGCAGGGGGCUCAGCAUAUUUUAAAAGGAUACGCUGAUAUUUACCAGAUGAGGUGUCACCAGAUGUUUAAGGCAAAGUUGGGACUUCUUGGUGAGGAAGAGGAUGAUGGCUACCUCAUUGCCUUCCUGCUUAAGAUGAUGGAGGACACACAGUCUGACUUCACCAUGACCUUCAGACAGCUUAGCGAAGCUUCGGCCCAGCAGCUUCGUGACAGGGACUUCACACAGAUGUGGGCUCUUGAUGACCUGUCGUCCCACAAGCUCUUCUCCCGCUGGCUCAGCAUGUACCUGCUCCGGCUCGGAAGUCAAGAAAAUGACCGCGAUGUGGAUCGUCAGCAGAGGAUGAAAAACGUAAAUCCUCGAUACGUGCUGAGGAACUGGAUGGCAGAGUCAGCCGUAAGGAAAGCUGAGGUCGAUGACUUUUCUGAGGUGGAGCUACUACACCGCGUUCUGUCGGUUCCCUUUGUUACACAAGAGACUGCAGAGGAGGCGGGCUAUGCAGCACGACCCCCAUCGUGGGCUAAGAGGUUGAAGGUCAGCUGUUCCUCAUGAGUGACUCCUUAAUAGCAAAUUGCUUGGCUGAAAAAGACUCAUGGGAGAGAUUUUGUGGCCGAAAUGGGACUGCAGUGUAUUGAAAGACUGAAUAUAUUGGGUCUCAUAUUUCAGGGUUGCUGCUGUUCAUGCUUUUGCACUGUGAUUAAGCAUAUGAUAGACAGUGAAAAAUACAGUCAGGGACAAUUUUCAUAGCCACACCGUGAGAGACAAGCUAAACACUUGCAAGCAUUUUGCACAGUAAUAUCACAUUUUAGUUAUUUCUGAGGCUUUUUCAGACGUCUACCUUGUGUAAUUCAAGACCAAAAUGAUGCUUCUUUUGAAACUAAUAUGUUGUAAUGAAUUUGUUGUAGCCUGAAUCAUGUGUUUUUUUGAGGUAAAUGACAUUUUAUCCUUGGAUGGUAUCAGAUAAUCAUAAUGUGCCACCCAAACACACACAUGCACACACGUCAGUGCCUUUGAAUGAAAACUAGCUGCAUUUUUUUUUUUUCACAUGUCUGAGCACUCUGUAGUAUUGCAGAGGAAUAACAUUGAUUGGUUGUGAAAUGGCAUCUGGGGGCGGGGGAGGUGGCUUUAAACUUGUGUCAUAUAUCAUGUGUUUCAAAGAGCCAAUGGCGGCCGGUUUUCCAUGGUGACGGGAGGAACUGAACCUGAUAAUUCAAUCCAGUAAGAAAUGAUGUUGAGAUGCAUUUCUGAUGCCACAACAAAUCUUAAGGGGAACGUGCCAACAUAGUUUGUAGUAGCUGAGGAAGAUUGGAGUAU
Messenger RNA from Myripristis murdjan (pinecone soldierfish), 2831 nucleotides. RefSeq names its product protein adenylyltransferase SelO-like. The transcript is spliced from 19 exons. Lineage: Eukaryota; Metazoa; Chordata; Actinopteri; Holocentriformes; Holocentridae. Bases 333 to 2069 code for a protein of 578 amino acids. The record is from RefSeq and is a predicted model, not a curated record.